AUGUCUCGUCAGCGUCUUGUCUUAGGUCUCCCGCGUGUCUUGCCGUCGCUGCCGCCGUCCCUUGCACCACCGUGCGGUCCUUGCGUCGAGGGUAGGCUGCGCGCCACCCCUCACUCCUCCUCCCUUCGUCCGGCCACCGAGCCUUUUGAGACGCUGCACUUGGACGUCUGGGGCCCCUCUCCUCGCCCUGGCCCUGAGCGUGAGCGUUUCUUUUUGGUGGUCGUUGACGACUACUCCCGCUACACCACAGUGUUCCCCCUGGCGAGGAAGUCUGAGGUGACUUCUACGCUGAUCAGGUGGUUGCUUACCACCCAGGACACUCGUGGUCGUCGUGUCAGCUGUCUCCACUCCGACCGCGGGGGCGAGUUUCGCUCCGGCAUUCUCGCUAGAUUCUGUCGCGAACAGGGCAUUCGUCAGUCCUGGACGCUUCCGGAGUCCCCACAGCAGAAUGGGGUUGCUGAGCGUCGCAUAGGCCUGGUCAUGGAGAUUGCCCGCACCUCCUUGACUCACGCCCGUGCCCCCCAUUUCCUGUGGCCAUACGCGGUCAGGUACGCCGCGCACCAGCUGAACCUCUGGCCACGCGUCUCUCGGCCGGAGGCUUCACCGACCAGUCUUUGGACAGGGUCCCCUGGUGUCGCGUCGAGGUUUCGUGUCUGGGGGUGCUUGGCUCUUGUCCGCGACACCUCCGCGGACAAGCUCUCGCCUCGCGCCGUUCCUUGUGUCUUCCUUGGUUUCCCUGAGGACUCCUCUGACUUCACCUUUUACCACCCUCCCUCUCACCGGUUCUUUGACUCCCGUGACGUCCGUUUCGAGGAGUCCACCCCCUACUACGUCAGGUACCCCAGUCGAGGUCUCCCGGUCCCUCCCCCCCCUCUCUUCCUGACCGCCGCUCCCCCGCCUGCUCCCCCGGUACAGCCUCCCCCCCCUGGUCCAGCCCCGUCUGGUGUGUCUCAGGCUAGCCCUCCCCCUUCGGUAGCCCCCCCUGUACAGCCUCCCUCCCCACAGUCUUCCUCGCCGCCUCCUGCAGGUGCUCCCUCUCGAGAGGUUGGUCCUGCGACUGUCCCUGUACAGGUCUCUGGUUCUGGGGGUGCUGGAGUUGGAGCUGAGCCGCGGGUUGCAGAGGACUCUUGUCUUCCGGGGGCUGGUACUGGUCGUGCGGAGUCUGGGGGUGCUGGUGCGGAGUCUGGGGGUGCUGCGUCUGGGGGUGAGGGUGUCCCUUCGGUUUCUGGAGAGCCUGGGUCUGGAGCUGGUGUUGGUGCUGCCUCUGGGGGUGGUGUGCUUGGUGCUUCGGAGGUUCCAGGCUCGUGUUCGCCGUGCUCGUGA
Molecule: messenger RNA, 1323 nt
Organism: Closterium sp. Yama58-4
Lineage: Eukaryota; Viridiplantae; Streptophyta; Zygnematophyceae; Desmidiales; Closteriaceae
Source: the annotation of a GenBank genome assembly